This is a messenger RNA of Homarus americanus (American lobster), 10389 nucleotides long. RefSeq names its product general vesicular transport factor p115-like (gene p115). Gene Ontology annotation, biological process: intracellular protein transport; vesicle fusion with Golgi apparatus; endoplasmic reticulum to Golgi vesicle-mediated transport. The record is from RefSeq and is a predicted model, not a curated record. The transcript has 20 exons. Lineage: Eukaryota; Metazoa; Arthropoda; Malacostraca; Decapoda; Nephropidae. The coding region runs from base 451 to 3504 and encodes 1017 amino acids. Gene Ontology annotation, molecular function: protein binding. Gene Ontology annotation, cellular component: Golgi stack; cytoplasm; endoplasmic reticulum.
UUGGUGUGUUAUCUUGACUGGUACCAAGGAUUAAGGUCGUUGGGCUCAAUUGCCUCUUCCAGAAAUAUUCUAUGGGACUCCUAAACCUGUUGCUGUUAUCCAUGAAAGUUAAUGAAAGUAAAAAAGUAACAAGACAUUAAAAACUAAUAAGAAAUGAUCUUUAAGUUACAUUAGAUACAGUUAGAGGCUAGAAUAGUGUUGUGGGAUGGUGUUCAGUGGCCGCCAGUGAUGCUCUCUCGUCCUCGGCGGCUACUAGCAGGAGUCGUCUGCAGCUACGUGUACAUAAACACAGUAAAGGGAAUGCUGACAGCUCCAACAAACUUUUUUAUUUUUAACAGAAAGAAUCUUGAUAAACUAAAUUGAUAAGAACGUUAGAUACUUAUUACAGGAGCAUACAGGCUCUUGUGAUAUUUGGCCGUGAGAAGAGUAGAAGAAUUAGUCCAGUUAAAGAUGGAUUACUUCAGAUCUGUCACCCAGAGUGUGUUGGGGACCCCACAGCCUGGCCACCAGCCCACCGGUGCUGAGACAGUAGAACGGCUGAUAGACAGAGUUCAAUCAUCCACGCUCCUGGAGGACCGCCGUGAUGGCUGCAGAGCACUUAAAGCCAUGUCACGGAAGUACAGAGUUUUAGUUGGAGCUCAUGGGAUGGAUACACUUACACAGGUCCUGGAGGCAGACAGGAGUGACCAUGAGAUUGUUAAUUAUUCCUUAGAGACUCUUGUUAAUAUCACUUCCCCAGAGGAAUAUCCAGAGGAAGCAGAAGAUGAAGGUAUAACCACAGAUGACCAGACAUCAGCUGUAGGAGAGCAGUUUACUGAGAUAUUCACCAAGCGUCAGGAGAACAUAGAACUCUUGGUCAGCCUCUUGGAUGAGUUUGAUUUUAAAGUGCGUUAUCCUGCAGUCAAACUUCUCACUAAUUUGCUCGAAAAUAGACCAAAGGAUCUACAAGAAGUGAUUCUAGUUAUUCCCAGUGGUGUUUCCAAGCUGAUGGAUCUACUGUCAGACAGCAGAGAAGUCAUCAGAAAUGAUACAUUAUUACUUCUGACACAACUUACAAAAAGCAACACCAACCUUCAGAAGAUUGUAGCUUUUGAGAACGGUUAUGAUCACAUGUUUGAGAUCAUCCAGGGUGAGGGGUUUGCUGAUGGUGGUGUGGUGGUGGAGGACUGUCUCAUACUGAUGCUCAAUCUUCUGCACAACAACCCUUCAAAUCAGACUUUCUUCAAGGAAGGGAGCUACAUUCAGCGACUUACAUCAUUCUUCUCAUUGCCUCUGGACUCGAAAGAUGGUUGGUCAGCACAAAAGGUCACCAAUAUCCACUAUAUGUUACAGCUAGUACAGACGAUGGUAGCUCCUCAGAAUCCAGCUCAAGCAGUUGCAUCGUGUCAGAAGUUAAUGAACCGGUGUGGACUUCUGCAGGCCCUGGCUGGUCUGCUCAUGGCCUCAGGUGUCCCAGUAGACAUUCUGACUGACACCAUCACUACUGUCUCAGACAUGAUCCGUGGUAGUCAGCCCAAUCAAGAAUUUUUUGCUAGUAUGAUGGCACCUUCCACACCACCCAGACCAGCCAUUGUUGUCUUACUAAUGUCUAUGGUGAAUGAUAAGCAGCCCUUCAUUCUGCGGUGUGCAGUCCUGUACUGCUUCCAGUGCUUCCUCUACCGCAACCAGACUGGACAAGCUCAGAUUAUUCAGACACUUUUGCCGCAGACUGCUGAUGUUGUACCUGGAGCUAAACCUUUUCCAAACUCAGUGACAGCGGGACAACUCCUGUGCAGUGGGCUCUUCUCACCAGACCCGGUCUCCAACUGGUUUGCUGCAGUAGCUCUGAGUCACUCCCUAGUUGAUAAUAACACACAGAAGGAAAACAUGUUGCGAGUACAGUUAGCUACCAGUGUGGGAAGUCCACCUGUGUCACUCAUGCAACAGUGUACCUCUAUUCUGCAAGCUGGAACAAAAGUACUCACUCGUUUUGGCAUCCUCAUGCUUCUUUCCACCUGGUUGGCUCAUUGUCCUGUUGCUGUACAAACUUUCCUUGCCAUACCUACGGCAGUCCCAUAUCUGACUACUCAUGUAGGUGCCAAUGAGCAUGAUGAACUGGAGAUGGUUUGUCAGGGUCUCUGUGCAUUCUUGCUUGGUCUCUGUGUCCAGUUUAAUGAUGGCAGUGGCAGUAACUUUUCAAGGGAAAGUCUCAAGCAACUUGUGACUGAUCGUAUUGGUGCAGAGAAUUUCAGUGAUAAACUAAGUAAUAUUUCUAGAACUGAAGUAUAUACAAAAGCUGCAAAAUCACCUCAACAGGCAGCCAAGCAACCUUCAGAUCUAGUGUUUGAUCACGAAUUCUGCAGACUCUUCAAGAGUUUGGAAGUAUCAUGUGUACGAGCAGUAAAUCCUCAGCUGAUGGGUGGCAACAGCACGGAGGUGUGUCCAGCAGAAGUCAUUAAAUACAAAGACAUAAUACGUGACCAAGAUGCUGAGAUGAACCAGCUGAGAGAGAUCUUGUCAAAAGUCCAGAAAGAAUUGAAAGAAUUUGAAAUUGAUAAAGAACAACUGUCAGCCAAAGUCCAACAACUUCAUGAUGAAAAUACCGUGCUGAAAGCCCAGCAAGGUAUUGCAGUAGAAGCUACAGGCUCAUCCGCACAAGUUAAUAAUUCAGAAACAAAGAUUGACGGCGGUGCUGGUGGUGGUGAACAGUUAACUCAACAAAUGGCACUCUUGCAGCAGCAGUUGGCUGAAGUAACCCAUGCAAGGGACUACUAUUAUUAUGAAAUGUACAAGAAGAAUACUGAACUGACAACCUUGCAACAGCAGCAGCAGCAACAACUAGAACAGAAACAGCAAGAGCAGCAGGAGCAGUCAGUUCAACAGGCAGCAGCUAUUAAUGGCCCACAGGUAAACAAUCACCAUGACAUGCAAAAUGCAGCCAACUUCUUUGACACUCUUCCUAACCCUGAGAUGGAAAACCUGCGUAAACAGUUAGAAGACCUGCAGCUCGUCCUCUAUAAUAAGGACUCGGAGAUACAACAGUUAAAGGAAACAUCUGCACAAACUUUAGCACUCACAGCAGCAGUAGAGAAACCAAAUGGAUUGACUGAUAAAGAAGCAGAGAUCUCCAAAGAAGACAGAGAUAAAGAUGCGAAUAUGAUAAACACUAAGCUAGAACAGGAAAACAUAUCACUAAAACAGGAAGUAAAAGAUGCUGAGACUCAUAUAAAACAGCUCCAAACUCAGCUUGCAACAGCAAGUGCAGCAGCAGCAGCAGCGGGAACAAGUGCAGGAUCUGCAACUGAGGCAAGAUGCAGGCAAUUGGAAGAAGAACUGCACACCAUUAAGGGAGAACAAGACGACCUCCUAGUUUUGGUGACUGAUCAGGAUAGCAAGAUGUCUGAAUACAGAAGGAAGCUAAGGAGUUAUGGUGAGGAUGUUACAGAGGAUGAAGAUGAUGAUGAGGAGGAUGAAGAUUAUGGCAUCAGUGACGAUUAUGACGAUGAUCUGGAAGACCUUCAGUGACAAAUGGUAUUCUCCUAAGGGAGAAUACAAUCAUUAGAAUACAAUCAAUUUAUACAUUACAUUAUAUGAUCACUUACUCAUUCUAAAAACAAGGAUGGCCAUCACAGGAAACACCUUCAUAUGUUCUUCAUCAUAGGAUUUUUGUUGUACAUUUUUACAAAUUUAAAUUAUGCUUAUAGAGACAAAAACAUACACACAAAUGUUGAAAAAGCACAUGUGCAGAUUAGACCCAUUGUUAUAGGUGCUUCAUGAUAUAUUUAUUAGAGCCUUUUUUAUUUCUUUAUACAUUCUUCCAUUAUGACAGUUCAAGAAGUAAAGGUCAAAGUUGAGACAUAGGCAGAGUGUCUAUAGAACUGUGAUAAUCAUUAACACUAAAACUCUAAAUGUUAAUGGUUCAGAACUAUUAAUGUAUUUUUUUAUUUAACUGUUACUGUGGGUAGAUGUUGUCUGGAUCUCGGCUCAGAGUAACCAACUUGUUGAGUUUUAGGGCAAUAAAUGUAGUACUGUAGUAUAGUGUAGUGAAGUUAGGAAGAACUAGAAGUUGAUGUAUUUUUAAUACUGUUAGUUGGGUCAUUUUAAGACCUACUGUAUAUCUCUUGUAAAUCUUUCAAAUGUAGAUAGAUUUUGAGGAAAAAAUUUUAUCAAGUUUUUGAAAUUUAAUAAUCCUCAUAGUAACAGCUGCUGCAAAUUUUAAUUUAGAAAUUAUUAUUAAUAAUUUGCUGUUUUUGGGCUUCAUGAUACAGGUAUAUAUUUAUAAAUAUAUAUUUUUUUAUUUUGUGGUUUAUACUAUAGUUUGAGAAUCCAUAUUCAUUGAUGAUGUGUAGGCUAGGUAGGAAAAGAACUUAGAAGUGGUAGCCAUGCAAAAAUGAUGGUAAUUGACUAUUUUAUUGAAAAUUAAGAUAUAUGUAACAUUAUAAGUUUUCAUUUAGAAUUAAUAUUACAAGUACCAUAAUAUAUCCCCUGCAUUUAUUUCAGUACAGUACUGUACGUGUGCGUGUGUGUGCGUCAUACACAAUAAACCCUCCCUAAAGCACGGUACAGUAUUGGGUUAGGUUUGAACAGGAUUUAAAUACCACGAAUUGUCAUUCACUGAAGCUUUUGGGAAAUAAAAGGUUACAUUCCAAGUCCCAAACUUAACGUAACCCAAAAAUUCACUUAAAUAUCUGGGUAUUUUUUUUUUCCAUAUCUUUUAUGUUUAGUGAGUCUAAGAGGUAUUCAGUUAAACAAUACACUGGCAGAACUUUGAGUAAAUCCAUGGAAAAGUUGAUAUAAACGUGUGGGUACUACAACAAGUGACAGGUUUGCUCCCCUCUGAGUUGCAAGAAACAUCAUCUACCCCACUCUGUUCUAACUGGAUCAUCUGAGUUGUCAUGCUUAUCUAUUAUGUGACUAACACAACAGUUCACUACCAGGGUAUAUUAUUCUUGAGAAAGUAUCUCCCUCCCUCUCUCUCAUUGUCCCCUUCUUCCUCUUCUUUACUCCUGGGAGGAAAAGAAGAAAAGGAAAGGGAGGGAGAGUCCCUUUCUUUCACUUAAGGAGGGAAGAAGGUAAAAGGGGAUAAAGAGAGGGAGAUUUCCUCUUUCUCUCUCUUGGCAUUAACUUACAAGUUUUAUAGAAAACAAAAAUUUAAUGAUGGCUCAUUUAAAUAGUGGUGUGUUCCUACAAAAUAUAAAACCCACAAUCAGAAAGUUAUGAAAAAAAAAAGUGAAGUUAUAGUCAAUGUAAUGGACUUCAGCUCUAUGGCAGACACAUAUCUUUCCCCUCCUCUGAGCCUGCAAGAAGCUCCACACCCUCCAUCUUUGGGCCAGAUUGAGUUGCAUUAUAUAUUUACCUUAUUUACGCCUUCCUUUUCUUCCUACCUCACGAGAACAAGGAAGAGCAGAAAGAGGGAGGGGGAAGGAAGUAAGAUACCAACACUGACAUUUUCCUGCCUCUCACUCAACAAUGGAGAAAGAAAGGGGGGAGAGAUUUUCCCUUCCUUCCAUUUUCUUCUCUCACAAUCUCUCAGUAAAGUGGAAGAGGGUAGGAGAGAGAGAAGGGAGUGAGAAAGUUGUCUUGUUGUAAAUGAUUUCUUUGUUUCUUACUCUUCCACAAUUUCUCUUUUAUAGGAAAAAACUAUUUUUGAUAAUAAAUACUUAAGUAUUGGGGUUUGCCUAUAGAAAAACAAACAAACAUCUGAUAACAGAAAAACUGAAAGAAUUAGUGAAGCCAGAGUCACUGUGGCUCAACCUACUGGUAAUCACUUGAGUAUGUUUGUUGGUCAGUGCAUGCAUACAUCAGACAGGGAGAGAGAGAGAGAGAGAGAGAUUACAGGUCGUGGUUUGCCCUAACUAAGACAUGGUGUGAUGAGUCUUGACCUUGCUCAGCUCCUUGUUUCUGCUGCACAGAUUGGAAAAUUACCAGGGGUAUGUUUAUUCAGCAUGAUCAUACUGUACCUGUAUACAGUAUAUGUGUAUAUAGAGUACAGGUAUAUAUAAAGUGGAAGAAGUAGUGCAGAAGUUUUGUAGGAUAUAAUUUGGUGCUAUGGGGCAAAAUUUAUUUAUUUGCCAUUUUUUUAUAUGAGACUGUUGUAAAUCAAAAGCAGUCUCAUAACUUCAGUCAUAAUUAUAUAUAUAUGUAUAUAUAUAUAUAUAUUUUUAUUCUUUACACAUUAAUAAGUACAGUAGUCUAUUAGUUUAAUUUGUUCUCUGUUAACAUUUUAGUUAUUGUGUAGUGAUUUUGAAAAUAUUAAGUCAAAGGUCAAGGUAAAAUUACAUUGAGGUGGGUUUUUUUUGUAGGGAAAUGGCUAUAUAUUAUACCAAUGCUCUUAUUGUUAACUGUGUCUUAAGUGCUCAUUUGAGAAUCAAUGAUAAAUGAAGUUAUCUCUGAUCUACUAAAUUAUCUUUAUUGUACAUACUGUUGUUUGGGUUAAUAUAUGAACAUUAAAGAACUACUGUAGUAGAAUUAAAUGCAAAAAUCAUACGUGAACUCCUUUGCUAUCAGACUGAAUAUUUGGUCAUUUGUUUGUACAGUAGUUAAGUCCCUGUUUAGUAAAAUAUACUACAAUACACAGAAUAGGUAAAGGUUAAUGUUUCAUAAAUAUGCUGACUUACUAUAAGGCUUCCAUAUGCACAAGAACUCUUUAUAUCAAGCAAAGGUAGAGAGUUGAUGGAAGAAACUACUGUCCAUAGGUUAGGAUAUUGAAUAGCAUACUAACAGUGCUAUGGCAGUAGAGCUCACUGGAAUAUCAAUCCGGUAAUUUUAAUUAGUAAGAUAAAUGCCACUAAGGCUUAUUUAGAUAUGUAAUGUUACUUAUUGUACAGAGUUUAAAACAAAUUAUUAUCUGUAUUUAGACUUUAUGCACUGUACACUGCUAACCUACAUCACAUUGUUGCAGUUUUGACCAUACAAUAUUACAGGUGUAUAUAAUACUUGGGGGUAAAAAAAUCUUUGCUAUGAAUAUUAUAAGUGUUGUGUGCUGUAGGGCUUUCCGGGUCUCUUAGUUUGGUGAAUCUUUUAUGAACAUGAGACAAGUGAUAAGUUGAUGUUUUAAGAUUCAUAUUAAAGUAGAUGUUUUCUUAAUGUUUGUCUGAAUUACAAAUAUCAGACUGAAUUCUUUAUAUGUCUGAAAACUAACAGCUAGUCAGUAGGUAUUGUGGAAGUAUAGUGGUACAUGCUGUGUAAAGUGUACUGUAUCAUUGUGUUUCAUCAUUCUUGUUAUUUGUGUGUUUUAGAGUUAAAUAUUCAUGUGUAAUGUUAAAGCUCAGGAAAGAUGACUAUAUAAAUGAAAUCAUUAUCCUUGCUCCUGGUCUUCAUGUACAGUACAUUGACCUUGGAAGCACUUGCAGGUUGUAUGUUAUUGAAAGAUUUGAUAUACAGUAUAUAUUCCAACUUUCCUCAUCAAGGUGACUUACAGGUACUUAUGAACUAUGGUACACUGUAGUUUGCUUGUUUGUAUCAUCAACAUACAAUUCCAUGACUUAAUUCUUUAACCAAAUUUGCUGGGCGUUGAAAAUGACAGCCACAACAAAGUGUGUUAUCACAGUUAUAGGAAGGUAGGAGAAGAAGACCUGUAUGUAUGUAUAUGUGUGUGUGUGUGUGUGCAAGUUGUAUAUGUGUGUGGUGCAAUAUAAAUAUACAGUAGCAGUGUAAAUAUCCUCUUAGUCCUUUUUCUUACUAUAUUUGAAGGCUUUUAAGUGGAAUUCACUGCUUUGAUUCUUUUUAUCUUCAAUCUAUUGCAUACAGCACUUUAAUAUUAAUUUCAGCAGACAUUUAAUAAACUCCUUGAUUAUUUAAUCCUCUUUAUGUCCUACAUACUGUACUGUACUUUUUUCAUGUCUAGAUCAAGUUUAUCCAGCACAAAACUAUUAUAGUGUAGUUCACUCUCAAAACUUUGUGGUAUUUCAAAUAACAACUAGAUGUUUUUUAUAACAUACAAUUCAGAGAACUUAAAUGAUGGGAUCUCAUGAUUUUGACCUGUGGUCUUUUCAAUGCUAUGUUGAACAACUUGAUGAAAUUUGGUGACAUUCCCAUAAUCAUUGGGGCAAAUAUCUGUGUUUUGACAAACUUUUAUCUAGAUGGACAAGACAAACUGACAUAACAAACAGCAUAUGUCCCUAAACACAGACACUGGGAUCGUGUAAGCUGCUGUAAUCACGAAGAAAGGCUUGUUGAUGGAAGGGAAGUACUGUACAUUAAAGUCCACUUUAAGUUGACAUAGUUGUUAGUGUAAGAAUCAGUUGCAUAGUAAACUUGGUCUUCUUUUGUAGUAAAAUUAGACUUAUGGGUAGUUUUAAUUCUGCUAAUGCAAGGAAAUGUACAGUAGUAGCAUUUGUUCAUGAAAGAAAUAGGUGUCAGCAGUUUGCCUAAUCAUUCCAAACUGUGACCCACUUAUCAAUACUGUAACUGUCCUCUUAAGUCACUGUAAAUCUUUAUUAACCAAAUACUUUAGGCAGCAGAAGAAUCACCAAUCAGCACAUGAGGCUCAUGAGGUGCAAGCUUAAUAUCCGAAUCCACUACUUUUUGUUAGUUGGUAAUAUGAGUUUUAAACCUCCAUCCAGCUGAUCAAUGAGAGCUAAAAGCUUCCAUCAGUGUAUAUCCAUCGAACAUUGAUAACAGUAACUUGAAUAAUUUAUGAGGGUUAUAAAAGUAUGGUGCCCAACUUGUGAAGGAUAUUUAUUGACCUGUUGAUUCUCACUUCAUGACAGGGCAGCCCCCAAGGGAAACAGUGUACUGUACUGUAUUUGUCACAGCUUUGUGCAGUAUUUAAGAAUGAUUCAGUUGUUAUUUAUAAGUUGUAAGAUACAUUAGAUGUCACACAACAAUGAUAAUGCAUACUUCUCAUUUGAUUGCUUUUGGGUAUCUAGUAGAUUUAAGCCAUAAACUGUUUAUUUAUUCUGUAUUCAAUAUAGUUUCCAACAGGUAUUGUCUCCUGCUUCCCAUUCUGUCUUUACAAUGCAGGUUUUCUCCAGACCCCCUGGUUUCAUCUUGUAUAGUACUAACACUGGCCCUAUAAAGGGCAGACUAAUUAGGAAUACUUGUAAUGGAGGAUGGAUUAAACAAGCCACCAGCUUCCCUCCCUUGGCAAGUAAUGAAUGAGAAAAGUUAAUAUCCAGACAAUCACCCAUAUUCCUCCUCCUCUCGGCUGUAAACUAGACUAUCAUUUUGUCCUUGUGUAUCACUUAUGAUCUCUACUCUUCUUUCCUCCCUGUGACGUACCCUAAUUUAUCCGUCCUGUGUAAAGUAAGUGCAUAAAGUCGGUUUUCAUUUUAGUUUUAUCCUAGACGACAAGGAAUGACUGACAUCCUUGAGGAAGUGAGUUGUCCAGAAAGUUGACACACAAUAAAUAAGCUCACUGAUGAUGUACAAUAUGUGUUAGACUUGUGCUAAGUGAAGGUCCCAAAGAUCAGUGGAUUCAGGUUUGGAAAAUACCAAGAGUUGUUACGAAUAAAGAGCGUAUGUAUAAUUCAUUAGAAGUUUUUCACCUCUUGAUGCUUAUAAAAUUUUGAUAUCAAUAAAAAAUUAUGUUGUUUCACACUUUUUGAUCACCAAUUGUACAAUGUGUCACUAACUACAUGCCCUACUGAUAAACACUGCAAUGUAUAUAUAUAUAUUUAUUCAAUUUUAUCUCAUAGUUCCAGAAACAAAAGCUGUAAAUGUAAAUAGAAUGUAUUUAUAGCAUGUGACUACUGUACUGUGUAUGUUUAUAUUAUGGAGAUUUAAAUUCUUAUUUGGAAGGAUAUUAAUCUGUGGAUCUUUCCUUUUUAUACAUUACCCUACUUGAUAGGCUCUCUUGAUACAUGGGUUGGUUGGUUUUCUUCGUCAUCUAAUGGCCGAACACCUUCCUUUAAUCAACUCGUGUGUUUCGCACCAAGUCCAUGAAUUGGAAACCUAGAUAAAUCCUCAAACAAUCGUACCUCGAAUUAAUUCAUUAAUUAGUUAAAGCGUCAAUUCACAGUUCAGCCAAGAACCUGAAGCUUUUGCUAUAGAAGUAACAACUAUCAUUUAAUGUGAAAAUUAACAAAUUUUAACACAGUAGUGUACAGUACACAUAUCUCCUGUCUGCCAUAUUGUAAUUCCAAACAUCAGUCCCUCCAGUACGAGCAGACUCGGCCAUGACGUGGGAUUUUAGGGUAAUUCCUUCCCUUCUUAUUUUGUUUUGAUUUUUUUCUUUUUAUUUGUUAUUAUCUAAGGCUUGUUAGUCAACCUUUUUUUUUAUCUUCUAAUAAGAAAGAUUUUCUGGUGUGACACAUACAUACUGUACAGUAUAUGUACUGUACAGUAUUUGGGAAAGAAAAAAUAUUGGCCAUAUUCCUUUUAAGUAAUUUAUCAAUUAUUGAUGGAUAUAGUCAAUAUUCUACAUUGUUAUAAGAAUUUAUUGUUAUACAAUAAAUUGCUGAAUUUUUA